UUAAUUAAUAUAUAUGAAAUUUAAACUGGUUUUAAGUCUCUUAACUGUAAUCAACAUUCAAAACGAUAUGAUGCAAAAAAUUUGUAUCUGCACACUAAAAUAAAUUAUGGAUUUAGCAGAUCAAAUCGAUGAUUAUAUUUGUACAUUUGAAGGAAUUGGUGAUUUAACAAUGGACUCAUUAGCAAUUUUCAUAUUUAUAUGGGCCGUAUUGGCUCUAUUCUCUGUAUGGCUGUGUAAAUAUUUCUACAAUAAAUAUAUGUUAAAAAAUAAAACGACGGGAAGUCAAAGUAAUAGUCGACAAAGUAGUGUAGCGCCCGGUGGUGCUAAAAACGAUAAAACACGUUUAUCCGAACCGAGAGAAUUAUUAGCUACAAAAUCUGAUAUUAAGGAUCUUCUAAGUAAACCUGCCGCUGGUGGUGCACGUGGUCGUUCUACAGCUUCACCUGCUUCAAGUGCUGGAGGUGCAGUUGGUGGUGGUGCACGUAGACGUGUUGUACGUCAAAGUUCUACUGGGCCUGAAAGUCGCAAAAAACGUUAUGUACCGCCACCAUCCAAUGUUGUUGGAAAAGAAACUGUUUCCGUUACAUGGACCAGUCAAGUAUUUCGUUGGCUUUAUAGCGAUUUAGUUAUUGUGAAUGAAUUACUCAUCUCAUGGGUCAUUGCGCUUAACGAUACACUCAGAAAAUCAGCGGGUGAGCAAGGUGUUACAGUAGAGGUUGUACGUGUUUUACCAGACAGUCCAGCACCUGGUCUUAAUAAUAUUUUCUGUGAUUGCAAUGAGAAUAAUCCAUCAGAUAUGCUCAUCGCAUUUGAUUGUGAUGCCAUGCCAGUGUUACAGGUCAAAACCUUCCGUCAAAAAUCGGGCAAAUUGGAGACAUCCCAUUAUAAGGUGACCGUAUCACGUUUUCGUGCACGCAUGACAACUGCCAUGAACUAUAACUCAUUAAAGGGUGAUAUGCGUGUCGAUGGUUAUCCGGAUGUACGCAUUGCAAUGAAUAGUGUUGGGGCUAUUAAGCCAAUGGAUCAGGAUGAGCAACAGUUACAGGAAGUUAUUAGUGACAUGUUAACAAGAGCAUUGCGUGACACUAUUUAUCCUGUUGACUUUUCUAUGUACUCAACAUGCCCACGUGCCGAAAUCGAUCCAAUGGAUUUGUCUGUAAUGUAUCCCAUGCAUUACGAUGCACUAGCGCACAACAUGGAUGGUUUGAAUGCCAGUGGCACCUACCAACAACAAAUGAUUUCUGGUCGACGCUUACUUGUAAAAAUUGUUAAAGGCGAUGGUCUUAAGGAUGCUAAAGAUCCAUAUGUGGUAGUUGAAAUGGAUGAACCAGCACAGAAGAAUCAAACCGGUACACGUCAAGGCAUAAGCCCUUACUGGGAUGAACACUUUUUGUUCGAAUUGGCGCCACAAUCUGCUGAGAUACUCUUUGAAGUUUAUGAUCGACCAGUAAAUGUUAAUGAUCAACCUAAAUUUUUGGGUCUUGGUUUGGUUGGUAUUGAUGAAUUGGCUGUGGGGCCUGCAUCUACACAGGUGCUAUCGUUACAACCACGACCAUAUGAAACUCAACCUGUAUUUGGUAAUAUCACUGUCGACUUCGUUUUCAUUGAGGGUGCAGAAAUACCCGUUGGUUCAAAAUCACAUAAUGUUAAAGAAGCUUUACGUUUAAAUUCGCCGCUCAUUAAUGAGCAAAUUAAAAAUGGUGCUGCUUUAGCUGAUGCUGCUGUACGUGCCUUACAGGAUGGUUCACUCUCAUCCACUAACGGACAACCCAGUAAAAGUACAUUAAUUAUUCAUAGUGUUCAAAGGAAUCAAAAUAAUUUAAAUCCAUUCAAGGUUGAAAUGAAUAAAGAAGGACAAAUCCAAGUCAGAGAAUCUCCUGACGAACUUAAUUCAGCAGUAUCGAAAGCCUUUGAGAGCUCCUAUAAUGAAACAAGUGAAUCCUUACCAACCGCUAAUACUACAGCAGAAAUAGAACAAUUAUUGAAAGAUACUUCGGAGACAACAGAUGCUACUGAUGCUACCGCUAGUCCUACUGAUUCCUAUCCGACAAAUGAUGUUUUCCUAAAUGACUCUUCAGGUAAUGGUAAUGCACCGGCCGAGACUUCUAUUGAUGAGCCUUUCGGACGUCCCAAUGCUGCUUCUUCACCCAAUGGAAAUCACAAUGAUUAUCAGUUUACUGGUGGUACUGGACAAAUUGGUUAUAAUGGUACAUCGGCACAAUAUAAUAAUGGCAGAGGUUACAACAGUAAUACUACAAAUAGUUUACCUAGAAAUGGUGCACAUAUGAUGACAAAUAAUUUGGAUUCAUUGGUGGAUGAUCGUGGACGCAGUAAAAAACGUAAUUUCUUUGGAACCCUAAAAAAACGUUUAAGUCGAUCCAAGACACGUCCCCUAUCAGCUGAUCAUGGCGCUUUGUCGCCACAAAAUAUUAAUAACGGUACUACCCCAACGGGAACACUUAACGGUAGUUCAUCACGUUCAUUAUCUGUUGAUCGUGCUGUAAUUUCAAAAAGCAAUUCACUUGGACCCCGCAUGGGUGCAUCUACACUUGAUCACUCAAGACGAUCUUCACUUUCAGAAUCCUCAGCAAUCUCAGGGUUUUCAUCGGCCAGCAAUAAAACUUAUGUACAUGAAGCAUCAACUUUGGUGCUGGAAACCAUCGAAAAUGGUAUUAAACGGCAUUUUAUAGUUCCCCUCGCAAUAGCACAGCGUCCAAGAUGGCGUCGUAAGGGUACAAAACUGCACAUAUAUAACGAUCACACAUUUAUUGCCAAGCAUUUGAGUGGAAGUGGCUUACAAUGUUCAAUUUGCAUGAAAUCUAUACCUCGACGUCCUGGAAAACAGGGUUACGAAUGUCGUGACUGUCAUCUGAUUUGUCACAAGCAAUGUCACAUUCGUGCGCCGCAAUCAUGUCCAAAUCCUACAGUGCUCUCCAUGGAAUUAACGAAACUUAACUCAGCCGCCGCAGACAGAAGCAUCCGUAAAUUGUGAGACGUCCUGGAUUGCAAAUCAAAACAUAAUAAAAAUAGUUAAUAAUUUUUUAAAAAAAUCUUUUAAAAAUCUCAGCUUAAAUAUUUAUUAAAUCAAACAAAAUAAAACCUUCAUAUAUCACCGACAACUUUUCGCUACAUUGAGAAAAAUAAUUGAUAAUAACUCGCAAUAUCUAAGGGAAGCAGAUUUUUUUUCUACUUAAUCGUUUUAAUAUUUUUGUUAAUUAUUUAGUCAUUUCUAUAAUAAUUUUUGUAUUAAUUUUGUGCAAUUAACUACAAUAAGACAUAAUAAUUCUUUUUAUUCAAUUAAUAUUUAUAUAAAAAAUAUUUAUGUAUUUCUGUCAAAAUAUGUUGUACACUGUAAAAAUUAAAU
Molecule: messenger RNA, 3364 nt
Organism: Teleopsis dalmanni
Lineage: Eukaryota; Metazoa; Arthropoda; Insecta; Diptera; Diopsidae
Exons: 16
Coding region: 107-2992 (961 amino acids)
Source: RefSeq, a predicted model, not a curated record